Molecule: messenger RNA, 1044 nt
Organism: Corylus avellana
Lineage: Eukaryota; Viridiplantae; Streptophyta; Magnoliopsida; Fagales; Betulaceae
Product: GDSL esterase/lipase At5g62930
Molecular function (GO): hydrolase activity, acting on ester bonds
Source: RefSeq, a predicted model, not a curated record
AACUGUUAACUCUGUCCCUGACCGUCGGCCUCUCUGACUCUGCAUAGAGAGAUAGAGAAAAUGAGGCCCCAGAUCGUGCUGUUUGGAGAUUCCAUAACGGAGCAGUCGUUCAGAUCAGCAGGAUGGGGAGCUGCUAUUGCUGACACUUAUUCUCGCAAGGCUGAUGUAGUGAAUCGUGGGUAUGGUGGGUACAAUACCAGAUGGGCUUUGUUCUUGCUGCAUCAACUUUUCCCUCUCGAUUCUACAAAACCUCCUGUUGCCGCAACGAUUUUCUUUGGGGCUAAUGAUGCAGCUCUUUUGGGGAGAACCAGUGAACGACAACAUGUUCCUGUUGAAGAGUACAAGGAGAAUCUCAGAAAAAUUGUUCAACAUUUGAAGGAAUGCUCCCCCACUAUGCUAGUUGUGCUUAUUACGCCACCGCCAAUUGAUGAGACUGGACGAAAAGAAUAUGCUCAAUCUGUAUAUGGAGAGAAAGCUACGGAACUGCCGGAAAGGACAAAUGAAGUGACAGAACUUUAUGCCAAGCAGUGCAUUGCUUUAGCUAAGGAAAUGGGCCUCCGCUCAAUUGAUCUAUGGUCAAAAAUGCAGGAAACAGAGGGUUGGCAGAAGAAAUUCCUAAGUGAUGGGUUGCAUCUGACACCAGAAGGCAAUGCAAUGGUAUACCAAGAAGUCAUAAGAGUGUUCUACGAGGCAUGGCUUUCUGCUGGAGAAAUGCCAUAUGAUUUCCCUCAUCACUCAGAAAUUGAUGGGAAUAACCCUGAGAAAGCAUUCCAUCAACAAUGCUUAUGAUCUUACUAUCUGUGACACUUCAUAUUUGUUUUCAUUUUACUCUUGGGUUAAAGAUGGGUUUCUUGCUUAACCCAAAAAUAAAUAAAUAAAUAACAAAAAACAAAAGAUAGUGUGUAUCUUGAUUUCCCCAGAUAAAUAAGAUCAUUGCUCUGUUUGGUGGUUGCACCGUCGGGCAGUUUUUGGCAAAAAGUUUUAGGUUUUUUGCCACUGGGAUUGAUCAUGCAUAUAUUGUAAAUAAGAGAUUCCUUAAUCUUC